AUGUCGUGCACCUUCGCUGCAGACAAAGUCUUUGGUCCGGUGGUGGCUCCCUGUCGGAGGGUCUUUGAUUUUACUCUCUUCUUCGAGGAGCUGUUUUUUGCUCUGCUCCCAUCCAGUCUGCUCCUAAUUGGAGCCGCUGUUCGUCUGUCUGUAUUGGUUCAGCGACCAGUGUUGGGUACAGGAAGCCUUCUAUAUUUCCUCAAGCUGGCCGCCACCACUGUAUUUGCUGCUCUUGAGCUAGUUUCUCUCAUCUUUAUAGGCACUGAUUAUGGGAAAACGACACGACUCUCUAUUCCUGCUGCCGUAUUGUCAUUUUUGGCUUCACUUGCUAUCGCAAUCCUCUCUCAUUAUGAGCAUACUCGAUCUCAGCGUCCUUCAUUCCUCCUCGCCUUUUAUCUGUGUCUUACAGUACUAUUUCGAGCGGUCAUGACACGAACCUAUUGGUCUUUGGAAACAUACCAUAUUAUUGCGUCAGUUGCCCUCGCAGCACUGCUUGUACAAAUCGUGAUGGUGAUUCUUGAAAGUGGCAAGAAACGACAGCUUGAGAAUGUCAAAAAAGAGUCCAGUGAAGAGACCGCUGGCUUCAUCAGUCGAUCUUUGUUUUUGUGGCUAAAUAGUCUCCUCUGGACGGGUUAUCGACGCACUCUUACCGCGCCAGAUCUUCAACCAAUCGCUAAAGUUCUAUAUGCGCCACAUCUGAGCGCUCGAUUUGCGUCGAUACUUUCUAUAAAGACUGCGCCCUAUUUUGGUCUGCCCGGUCAAACUCUACUGUGUCUGGGUCGUUACCUUCUUCUUCCGGUCCUUCCUCGGUUGUGCGUUACUGGAUUUACCUUUGCUCAGCCAUUUCUCACCACAGCCCUUAUCCAGUAUCUGUCUGACAAGUCAGAGUCAAAGGACGACGGAUAUGGUUUAAUAGGAGCUUCCUUUCUCGUAUACGGAGGUAUCGCAAUUUCGAAUAGCUGGUACUCGCACCUAACUUACAAGUCCAUCACGAUGGUUCGAGGUGGCUUGGUGGACGUGGUCUUUGAUAAAAUGUUACGUUUGCGAGAGGAAAAAGAAAUAGAGUCCAGGACUUUGACUCUAACGAUCAACGAUACUCAGCGUAUUUCGACAUCGUUAACAUUCAUGCACGAAGUCUGGGCCGGAUUACUAGAAACAGCACUGGCCACUUGGCUCCUAUGGCGACAGAUCGGGCCUUCAAGCUUGACGGUACUUGGACUAGCACUAGAUAUGGAUGGCAGGUACGGAGAAGAGAAUAGCAGCCACAAGGAAGAUGCUGUCCUCUCUGAAAGCCAUAAAGACGACGGGUUCCGAAGAACAGACAAGUUCUACCAUACAAGGGCUUCGAGACAAAGAGUUUAUUGCAUCGAAGAUGUUCCGCAGCUUAUUAGUUGGAAGUGUUUUAUCAUCCUACACUACGUUGACGCUGUCCCCCGUUCUUGUGUUUGGCGCAUAUAUCGGAACAACCCUAUCUUCUCAACAGAAUCUCGAUCCCUCCAAAUUAUUCAGUUCCUUGAUCUUGAUCAGCCUUUUGGCAGCUCCAUUGAGGCGCAUGAAACUACUAGUCCAAAGCUGGAUUUAAGUGAGCCUUCUCAGGAUGAUAUUGCGGUCUUGGUCGAAAAGGCCGACUUCGGCUGGACGACUAAAGCAGAUUUGCAUGAUAUAUCUCUGCGGAUAAGCAAAGGUGAUCAUGUAGCUAUCACCGGCCCUGUGGGUUGUGGCAAAUCGCUUCUGAUGAAAGCACUCUUAGGCGAGGCUGAAUGCAUAUCUGGUACAGUCCGUAUAGGCAGUGCUCGCAUUGGUUACUGUGGCCAAGGAGUCUGGCUAGAGAAUGCUACAGUUCUCCAAAACGCAUUCCGGUGUGCAUCUGAUAAUGAAGAAUGGCGCCGUAAGGUCAUUGAUGCUUGCGCUUUGAGAGAGUUAGUAGAUGCUCAGGAGUCUAGCGAGGCAAUCGGCAGUGGCGGAGUUCGCCUGAGUGGUGGUGAACGACAAAGACUGGCGUUGGCUCGGACUAUUGCGCAGAAGCCUGACAUAAUAAUUCUUGAUGACGUUUUCAGUGCUUUAGACAGGAAAACAGUCAAGCACAUCAGAGAACGGCUCUUUGGUGCUGCUGGAAUUCUACGCUUACUUCAAAUUACGGUUAUUGAAACUACACAGGACCCACGCUGGGCCACGAUGGCAACCCAGGUCUAUGAGAUCGAUAGGGCUAGUAGUAUUUCUCAAUAUGAAUUCGGAGCUAAAGAAAUGCUUUUCAACGCCACAGAGGACGAGGCCGAAGUCAAGAUGACCAUAGAUGAUGUUAACGAACGUCCCAUGAAGAUAGCAAAGCCCGAUGCUCAAAAGGUGCCCGAAGCGGCCUCUCGUGUAACCGAUCGGACCGUGUAUCGCACCUACUUCAAUGCCAUUGGGCUGGGCAACCUAUUCAUUUUUGUCUUCUUCGGUAUAGCCUUUGCGUUUUGUAUCAAGUUUCCCGAUAUCUGGGCACAAUGGUGGUCCGAGGAUAACAACUCCUCGCAAGAGGUUGGGUACUGGCUCGGUAUAUAUGCCAUGUUGCAGACUCUGCCGUUGAUAAUGCUGUGUAUAUGGUUGGGCCAUCUUCUUUUGAAAAUUGUGCCUACCUCCGGUGUAGGGCUUCAUCGACAGUUGCUAGAGACGGUCUUAAAUGCUACCUUCCGCUUUGUUAGUGAUACAGAUGUGGGAGAGCUACUCAACCGGUUCAAUCAAGACCUCAUGAUGAUUGACAUGUCGCUACCUCUAAAUCUCUUCAACACUGUUGCACAGCUACUGACCAGCAUAAUACAGGUAGUGCUGGUAGUAGUGGCGGCGGUUUACGCCCUUUCAGUACUACCGGCCCUACUGAUUGUCAUCUAUCUUAUUCAGCAUUUCUACCUACGUACAUCGAAGCAACUUCGGCAACACGAGUUGCAGUCAAAAGCUAGUUUACAUACAAAGCUAAUGGAGACGUGUUCAGGUCUUGUGACGAUUCGUGCCCACCAGUGGCAGAGCACUUUGAAGCGUGAAUUCCACGAGCAGCUUAAUAGGUCACAAGAACCAAUUUAUCUACUAUACGCAGUUCAGCGCUGGCUGCAACUUACUUUAGAUCUUGUUGUGGCUGGCCUAUCUGUGACUGUUGCGGGUAUAGCUGUAGGGAUUAGAGGCCAAACAAAUCUAGGAGCCAUUGGUGUGGCCUUCUUGAAUCUAACUACACUAGGACAAACUAUGGCUGAAUUGAUGACAUCUUGGACUUCACUCGAGGUUUCCCUUGGGGCUAUUGCGCGCAUUGAGACGCUCCGAAAAGACACCCCUCGAGAAGCGAGCGUCACGUCUUCAAUUGAUAUUCCUCCACAUUGGCCAGAAUCCGGGGAAAUCAGAUUUGAGGAUGUCGGCUCCAGCUACACGUCCUUUUCCGAGAAGCCUGUGUGGAACGUGGACGGAAUCACUUUGUCUAUUCAUGCCGGAGAAAAGGUUGCUGUCUGCGGUCGUAGUGGAUCCGGAAAAUCUACGCUGUUGCUUACACUGCUAUCGUUAAUCGAGACACGUAAAGGUACCAUCAUAAUCGAUGGGCUUGACACUUCAUGCGUAAAGGCAUCCCUACUACGAUCGAGGUUCCAUGUCAUUUCACAGGACGGUUAUAUUCAAGGGGAGACGAUUCGCAAUGCAUUGGAUCCUCAGGGGGCCUUAAGUGAUGAUGAUAUCUGGGCCAUUCUCUCCGAUUGUGCACUGAAACAGAAGAUCGAGUCAUCCGGUGGCCUUGAGACUGCAUUAGUGGAUGUAUCGCUAUCUGCAGGUGAGACACAGCUAUUUGCACUAGCUCGCACAAUUCUUGAUGCGCAACAGCAGCCUGGUGGGAUUGUUCUUUUUGAUGAGGCUACGAGCAGAAACGGAACGGCAAAUUAUGCGCCUGAUUAG
Messenger RNA from Talaromyces atroroseus, 3909 nucleotides. RefSeq lists its product as hypothetical. Lineage: Eukaryota; Fungi; Ascomycota; Eurotiomycetes; Eurotiales; Trichocomaceae. The transcript is spliced from 12 exons. Gene Ontology annotation, biological process: transmembrane transport. The coding region runs from base 1 to 3909 and encodes 1302 amino acids. Gene Ontology annotation, molecular function: ATP binding; ATP hydrolysis activity; ABC-type transporter activity. Gene Ontology annotation, cellular component: membrane. The record is from RefSeq and is a predicted model, not a curated record.